UUCGCGCACUAGCACCUCUCAGUCGCACAAAAACACACAAGGUUUCUACAAUUCUCAAGUUUUCUCUUUUUUUUAUGUACUUCAAUUUGCUGAAGGGUGUCGAGGUUUGUAAAUUUGGGAAUUUGACUCAAAAGUUCCGGACUUAUUGCAUAAGAAGCAUAAUUGGCGCUGAAUUAAUCAACGGCUGGAGGGAGGAGAAAAGACGAAUCGGAGACACAACUGAGGCAGAUGCCUACUUUUGAAGCAUAGAGCUGGUGUAUGCACUCCUCAAAGGACUCGAGCCUCGAUAUGGAUGCAUUCUAUACUCUUUUGCCUAGUUAAUUCAGCUGGAAUUCCAAAUGGUUGAGAUAGUUUACAUCAAGUGGAUUUGAACCAAUUUGCUACUCAGGAAUGCUUUCAAUGUUUGCCAGAAUCUUUCUUCAACGGACUUCAUAUUCAGCUAUAUUAACCAACAGCACCAGCACUUUUAGGUGUCUUAAAACUAUAACACCUUCCGUCGACCCGGAUAGCAAUCCUUUCGGCGGCAAAGGUAGUUGCAGCAGAAGUGUACCUAAUGAUGACUACUUUGCAGCAAUUCAUCAUAUAUCUAACAUUGUUCGGCGAGAUAUUUACAUGGAGCGGACCCUCAACAAGAUGCAUAUUUCUAGUAUUGUUAACUCAGAACUGGUGUACCGUAUCCUUCGAAGUUGUUGCCAACAUGGUAUUGAAUCAUUUCGCUUCUUUAAUUGGGCUCGGACUCAACACCCUCAGUAUGACCCAACUACCGUUGAGUUCGAAGAGCUUCUUAAGACCCUUGCCCGGACUGCCCAUUGGGAAACAAUGUGGAAAGUAGUCCAGCAGAUGAAAGCCCAGAAUAUCCCUAUCUCACCCUCCAUCGUUUCAUUUAUUAUUGAACACUAUGGUAAGCGUGGUCUCAUUGAUCAGGCUGUCGAGCUCUUCAAUCGGCUCAAGAACUUCAAUUGUCCUCAUACCACCGAAGUAUACAAUGCUUUGCUUUUUGCUCUUUGCGAGGUAAAGAAUUUCCAAGGGGCCUAUGCAUUGAUUCGGAGGAUGAUACGAAAAGGUUCUGUUCCGGAUAAGAAGACAUAUUCCAUUCUUGUAAAUGGCUGGUGUUCGGCAGGGAAGAUGAGAGAGGCACAAGAGUUUUUGGAGGAAAUGAGUCGAAAGGGAUUUAAUCCUCCGGUACGCGGGAGAGACCUUCUAAUUGAUGGGUUGCUUAAUGCUGGCUAUCUUGAAUCAGCUAAAGGACUGGUGAGGAAAAUGACAAAGGAGGGGUUCGUUCCAGAUGUUGGAACUUUCAAUUCGUUGGCAGAAGCUAUAUGUAAAACCGGGGAGAUUGACUUUUGCAUUGACCUUUUCAAUGAUGUUUGUAGAUUGGGGCUUUGUCCUGAUAUUGAGACAUAUAAGAUUGUGAUAACUGCAGCAUCAAAAGUAGGGAGGAUUGACGAGGCAGUUCAGAUUCUUCAUCGGUCAAUUGAAGAUGGACAGCGGCCAUUUCCUAGUUUAUAUGCUCCAAUUUUAAAGGCUUUCUUCCGGAGAGGACAGUUCGAUGAUGCAUUUAGCUUUUUCAGUGAUAUGAAGCUGAAGGGGCAUCCACCGAAUCGACCACUUUAUACUAUGUUGAUAAAGAUGUGCACUCGUGGAGGUAGAUUUGUAGAGGCUGCUAACUAUUUAGUAGAAAUGACCGAGUUAAAUCUGUUGCCUAUGUCACGAAGCUUUGACAUGGUUACAGAUGGAUUGAAGAAUUGUGGGAAGCAUGAUCUAGCCAAAAGGAUCGAGCAGUUGGAGAUAUCGAUUAAGGGCAUUUGAAUCAUUGUGUGGCUCUAGCUAAAGUGUUCUCUGUAUCACUGCAGAUGAGGAUGAUUAGAGUCUUAAAGUUGAAAAGGGUGUACAGUCGAGGUGCCACAUCGUUCAACCAACCUUAGCUCAUUUGUGCCGUUUCGCCUUGAAAAGCACCUAUUUGAAAUUCUCUGGUCACGACUUGAGAACGAAAUCGUGAAAGAGCCUUUAACGGGGUGAAGAUCAUUACAAAGGCAAUAGUUUGUUUCUGUUGGUUCCAACUUAUAAAAGGCAAUUGUAGAAUACUGGUGAAAAAUCACCAGAAAUGCUUUUGUUGAUUGUCCUCAAAUUAUUCCAGCUACUCUAGCUUGUGAGUUGAAGGGGAGCCUUGGCAUAACUGGUAAAGUUAUUGCCAUCUGACCAGGAGUCACGGAUUCGAGCUGUGGAAACAGUCUCUUGCAGAAAUGCAGGGUAAGGCUGCGUAAAAUAGACCCUUGUGGUCCGGUUCUUCCCCGGACUCCGCGCAUAAUAGGAGAUUAGUACACUAGGCUGCCCUUUUUACUCUAGCUUGUGAGGGAUUGUCUUUAGAUGCUGAGUUUUCUGUGGGAACAGUUGAGUCAACUGAAGGUGAUAACUUGAUUCUUUCUCCGAGUGAGUUGUUUUUGUAUCCUUUUAGCAACAUUAGCUUCUAAUGUAUCAUUCAGAGGCGGAUCAAGGAUUUGAACUUUA
Nicotiana attenuata is the source of this 2508-nucleotide messenger RNA. RefSeq names its product pentatricopeptide repeat-containing protein At5g18390, mitochondrial. The coding region runs from base 391 to 1809 and encodes 472 amino acids. Gene Ontology annotation, molecular function: protein binding. The record is from RefSeq and is a predicted model, not a curated record. Lineage: Eukaryota; Viridiplantae; Streptophyta; Magnoliopsida; Solanales; Solanaceae. The transcript is spliced from 4 exons.